GGUCUUCAUCCCUCACAUUGAAACCAAGGUUGAUCUCCGUUCUUAACUAGUAGAUCGAGCUAGGUUUCUUUGCUGUUCUAUCCUGCAAACUCGAACUAAUCCUCCAAUUCUUUCAGAUUUUCUUUUUCCCAUCACCGACCAUCUUUAACUCAUUUUCUUGGCUGGAAGUCAUUAUUUCCCUGCCAUGGCACCAAACGCAGAAACGCUUGUUGCUUCCUACACGAGGAACAGCCUCGACAAGCCUCAGAAGCCUCGGAGGAUCUCGAUGGAGGGCCUCCAGAGGGCGAUCUCCGAUCUCUCCUUUGAGCUAAGCAAAGAGGGAGUAGACACAAAGCUUGCACCCAUCUCGGAAGUGGAAGAUGCCAAGUGCGAGUGCUGCGGGAUGUCCGAGGAGUGCACUCCUGGAUACAUCCACCGUGUCCGGGAGAAGUUUUCCGGCAAGUGGAUAUGUGGGCUGUGCUCGGAAGCCGUGAAGGAGGAGGUGGAGAAGAAUGGGGGCAGGCUAGAUGAAGCCCUCAACAGCCACAUGAGCGUGUGUGUGACGUUCAACAGGAUUGAAAGGAGGCAACCCGUUCUCUUCCAGGCCGAGGCGAUGAGAGAGAUCCUGAGGAGGUCGAGGCUGGACGGAAGAGGAGCCAGGGCCAAGUCUAGCAGCCCGAGGGACAGGGAGAGUGUGAAGAGGGGCGGCAUCACGAGGAGCUCCAGCUGCAUUCCGGCUAUAACAAAGGAGAUCGACGAGAAAGCAAGUGCCAAUUAAUAUGGUAUACCGUCGGGUGGUUUGGCCUUUGUUUUCUUCGGUAUCAACUGGGUAGAGAGAGGGGGAAGGGGAGAAGUGUUCAUGCUGGGUGGCAUGGACACUGCAAGUACUAAUUUUCUGCUUCACCCUCCUCCAUGUAUGUCAUUAGGGUUUUUUUCUUUUUGGUGGCAAGCACGCGUUCAUACCUGAGGGGCUUUUUUUGCAAGGGGGAGUCAUAUAUACUUCUUCAUUUUUGUGCUGCAUGUCACCCUCAUUGUGACCCCUUGUCAACCUUCGUUCUCCGUAAGGAUAUUGCCCUUGAGAUGUGGUCUUGUGCCCUAGCCUCUCUUGCUGUAUAUUUCUCCCCAUGUGUGUUGCUUUUGUGUACUGGGAUUUUUUUCUUACCCUGCUUGGCUUUUCCAGAGCCUUUUUAGUAAGUGUUAGUAUCCUCCAGUUCAUGGCUAGCUUCAUGCAUUUAUUUACAGUUUAAUGCGUGCACAACUGUUUUAGGAAGGGCUUAUUUCAGGGCUUCGGGAAAUCUAUCUCCUCCUCUAGUGAGGUGGGUAUGUAGCAUGUAUUAUGUCAAGCUUUGAUAUUAGUAAAAGUAAAUAUAGCUUUUGUUGUA
Messenger RNA from Phoenix dactylifera (date palm), 1361 nucleotides. RefSeq lists its product as uncharacterized. The record is from RefSeq and is a predicted model, not a curated record. NCBI's taxonomy places the organism in Eukaryota, Viridiplantae, Streptophyta, Magnoliopsida, Arecales, Arecaceae.